Aspergillus steynii IBT 23096 is the source of this 1524-nucleotide messenger RNA. RefSeq names its product arylsulfotransferase family protein. NCBI's taxonomy places the organism in Eukaryota, Fungi, Ascomycota, Eurotiomycetes, Eurotiales, Aspergillaceae. The transcript has 2 exons. The record is from RefSeq and is a predicted model, not a curated record. The coding region runs from base 1 to 1524 and encodes 507 amino acids.
AUGCAGGCAGCACUGCACAUUGCAAGUCUUCUUCUCUUUUGGGCUACUACAGUUGCUUCUGCAUCUGACGCGGAGGAAGCAUGGCCUGCCCAGAUAUACAAAUCCUCGAGUGCGAGACCGCCAGUCAUGAACAUGACGAAAUCAGGCCAGACAUCAUCAGGCUAUCUGUUUCUUACUCCGGAAAACAGCACCACGCACGCCGAAAGCAGUUUCAUCUUUGAUGAUCACACCCUCAUCUGGGAAGGGCCCCCGGGCAACAUCACCAAUUUCUUCCCUCAGACGCUACAUGGUCAGCAGGUUCUGUCAUACUGGAACGGAGCCACAGGCGAGGGAGGCUGGGGCUUUGGAUCAAUCCACCUCCUCAACGCGUCCUACGAUGAGAUAUACAAGAUCACUCUGGCCGGGAAUGAAACAUGGGUCUCGCCGCUAUUAGCAGAGUUUCCGUCGUAUAUCGGUAAACACGAGGCUUUCAUUACGGAGAAAGGGACGAUCCUGGUGACGGCAAUCAAUGCGACUCGGAGAGAUUUGCGGCCAUUCGGUGGGCCGGCAGAUGGUUGGAUACAGGACAGCCUGUUCUAUGAGAUAGAUGUCAAAACAAACGAGAUCCUUUUUCGAUGGAGCGGUGCGGAGCAUACAGACAUGAUUGAUCCUCGUGAUUCGUCCCGUUUGCUGGCUGGGAAUCGAGACGGCCGUACCCAGGGAACGCCAUGGGAUUAUAUGCAUAUCAACUCAAUAUUCCCAUUGGGAGAUGACUACCUGGUGUCCUUCAAAUGCAUGAACACCAUAUUCCUCGUUCAAUCGGAUGGUUCAGUUCGGUGGAGAUUGAACGGGCUGACAGGAGGAGACUUUACACUCGGGCCUCGAACGAAUUUCAUUUCACAACAUAACGUUCGGGUGUACGAGCAUCGCUUCAUAGGAGACCAUGAGAUUCUCAGCAUUUCCAUGCAUAACAAUGGCGUAACCUGCAACAAAACGAGCAUCUUUCCCAGCAACGGACUCCUUCUUGAUGUAGAUGUUACAUCCAUGCAGGUGACGCUGAAUCGCAGGUUAUACAAUCCAAAUGACCCAGUGUAUUCCACCGCUCGAGGAAACUGUCAAAUGCUUCCGGACAACCAUGUUCUCGUCGGCCAUGGUAUCGUUGCCAAACUUGAGGAGUACGAUGAAAAGGGCAACCUUGUUUUAGAUGCUCGGUUUGGCUUCUCACCUACAGACGGAAACUACGCUGCUAUGCGAUCAGCGUGGGUAGGAACACCGCGUACCAGUCCCCAGGCGGUGGCCUGUCGAUGGUCGCUAGAUCGGACGCGUCUGUACGUUAGCUGGAAUGGGGCCACGGACAUUGAGGAAUGGGAGGUCUGGACAGGAGAUGUUGAGGAUGGCCUGCAAUAUAGGACCCAUGUUAAGAAGACUGGAUUCGAAACCGCCGCUAUCAUUGAUGGAACGCCGUUGUACGUCGCCGUACGCGCCGUCGGAGGUACGAAUCAUGGAAAGAGCUCAACUGCUGUGGAGGUGAAUGAAGUCUGCUGA